Molecule: messenger RNA, 1335 nt
Organism: Gloeophyllum trabeum ATCC 11539
Lineage: Eukaryota; Fungi; Basidiomycota; Agaricomycetes; Gloeophyllales; Gloeophyllaceae
Exons: 10
Coding region: 1-1335 (444 amino acids)
Source: RefSeq, a predicted model, not a curated record
AUGGUUUACCAUUCGAGGUACCGGCGGGGAUCCUUUUCUCCCAUCCCUUCAAUCUCACAGGAUAAACAGGAAUGGAUCGGAGACAAGCGAAAUGUCCCUGAGAACAGCACUGAUUUCAACCCUGCGGACGGUAAGGAUACUGGAGCAGUACCUUCGCGAUUCGGGGGCAUGGAUUUCAGGAACACCGAAUCCUCGCCGUCUGGGAGUAUGUCUAUCCGUAAUUCAACAUUGGCAAUGGAUAUCCGAGUCCCAACAAUGACGGCAGAAUCUAUCCUUUCACCCAAUCUCGGGGGACUUACAAUGCCGUCUACCACCGCGUUGGCUCCCUUCAGUAUGGAGAACGGCAAGUACUGGACUUCCUCAGCAGCGCGUCAUCUCGAUUCGCUGGCCAAGGUGCCGAAAUACUACUCGUAUCCGGAAGUCGCGGGCGUCAAGGUUGACAAGAGCAUUCCCCUGUCAAAACGCAUCGCCCUCCGAUCCAAGCUUCGGGAAUACUACGGACUCAAGCUCAAGGCGUCCGCGCCGCGGGAGCACACUCCCCUAGCAAACUUGCCAUUGUACCAGAUCCCGAAUGAGUCCGUCCCCGAAGGGUAUUCGCUCUUGCAGGAGUUCCGUCACUUCGUUGCUGUCGUCCAGACGAACGAGUUCGCUUUCAACAGUCCGUACACGGUGAAGCUGAACUACACGAAGCCCGGCAGGCCUGAGGAAGAAAUCUUCAUCGGGCUGUCUCAGUGUUCGCCAGACCCGAUCACUGUGACUGCAUGUCAAGGAUGCAUCAUGAGACGGGACGCACUGGGGUCGACCAUCCGAGGCGCCAUUCCAAUUUCGUCCGAGAUCGUCAUGGACGCACUGUCGGACGUGACCGGCGCACUUCUGAGCGAGGAGGACGUCCUGGCGCGAUUCAAAGACCACCUCCGCGGCGUCAUCGUGAACAAGAGCGGCGCGCCGGUCGGUGUUGCGCAGGGCGGGCCUGCGGGGCUCACGCGGGGCGGCUUGACCCACGACGAUGCGCUGGACAAGUUCGCCGUCCCUGACAUCACGCUCGUGUCUGCGGGGGCUGCGCGCAAGCUGGAUGGAGACUUCAAGUGGAUCGACUGGCAGAACCACGGGAAGGUGUUCCUCCGGGGACAUCACCAGUGGACGAAGGAUUUUUGGGUGAUGCUGCCGACUGCUCCCCGUCGUAAAAUUAAACGACACUCGACCAAUGUCCAAACUCUUGGGCUCUUCUACGCCCUUGCAAUGCCGUCCACUGAGGGAUGCGGAAAUGAUAUUCGAUGUACGAUAUGCAAUAAAUACAGCGGGGGCUUCAUUACAGGUAGUGGGACUUUUUCGUGA